CCAUUCUAAUUCAGUCAGAGAAAGGGUGCAGUCAUGGCCUGGGACGCAGCAGCCAGUAUGGUGGAGUGAGGACCGAUAGCCAGAGCAGGCAUAGACACACACACACACACACACACUCGCAGAGAGGCCCCAGCAUGCUCUGAGUUGCCUGUAGGGGCUGCUCCAUGCGGUCCCCAGGGCGGAGUGUGGGAGAGAGAAAGGGGGGUUGUGUGUGUGGCAGAGGCCAGCGACAGUGCCAUAUAUCUCAGUUUGCAUUGUCUGUCAACGUCAAACUGAAGGGUGGUUGUCGACCAACAUCAAGCCCUGGGGGUUGAAAUGGUGAUGGCGGUCAGUUUCAGCAAUGGACCCCCCCAACCUGACCUGGAGGCCUCACAGUACCCUCCCCCACUGAUGCCUAAACCUGGCAGGGACAAUGCACGUCUACAGAAACUUAUCAAGAGGUCUGCAAAGAAGAAGUCCUCAUCCACCUCCCAGACACCCAUCCCUUUCCGCUCAAGUCUCUCGCCGGUAAAUGAGAUCAGUGAUCUUGAGCUCAGUGACACCUGUACGCCUCCAAGGACGCCAGAUGUCACGCCCUAUGGUAGCACCCUCAACCUGAAUUGUUACGCAGCCAGGCCUGUGUACCAGCAGCCAUCCACACCCUACUCAUGCCAACGCAACUCGCCCUACUUCGGAAGUGGCGCUGCAGCAGCCCAGCAAUUCAACUCAACUGUCCCUCGUGGGCCUGACCGGCCCAUUGCCCCUUUGUACCACUGUUCCUCAUCUCUGUUUGAUGAUGCCACCCCCAUCACUGACCACCCACGUCCUGUGCCUCCAGUCAAAGCCUACGAGCCAGUCACCAGCAGCAUACCAAUCACACCAGGCCCACCUACACAGAGACAGUCUGGUAUCUGUCCAGCACCACCGACCUUCAAACUGCAGGUUGGAGCUCCUCCACCAAGCUUUGUGGCUGCUCCAGCUCUAGGCCAAGUGUACACAGGCAUACCUCAAGCACCACCUCAACCUCCACUUCAACUUCAACCUCCUCCUCCCCCUCAACUUCAGCCUCCACCACUUCUUCAAGGUCGUUCCCCCCAGGCCUUCCCACAAACUCCAUUUAACACUGUUGGUGUUGCCCCUUACCCCAAAGCAGCACCUGCGCAGCAAAGCUCUGGUCAGCUACAAAGGCACUUGUCAACUUCAACCCUGACUCUUGCACCGGUCCCACCCCCAUUAAAGUCAGUACCUGUACCAGAAUCAUAUGGGCCUAGUGUGGCAGUAACACUACCUACUUCACCCCCAGGGCAACAGCAACAUGCAACAGUAUCCUCUGCUCCGAUUAAAACACUUGGAAAUGCCCUGUCUCCUAGUAUCUUAAAUCAACCCAUAGUACCACCAGCCCAACAACAACCUCCAACAGCUCCCCCAGCUCCGUUUUUCCCACAUAGAAAUGUAAUGCCCCUUAGCAUCUCCACGCCAUCGAUUGCACCAAGAGCACUACAGAAAACUCCCACAGCACCACCUGCUCCAAUGCAAAUGUUUGGAAGUUCCCUACCACCUACAAAUUUACAAAACCAACCGACUGCACCACCCAUGCAACAGCUAGCUCCCACUGUCCCCUCAGCUCCUCUUCCAACAUUUCAACCUCAUCUUCAACCUCCUAGUAUCUCAAAUCAACCAUUGGCAGGUUCAUAUGGAUCACCUGUGGCCAUGCCUCCAUCUUGGCCACCACAAGAGCAGAUACCUCCUUUUGCACCCCAGAACUCUCUAACCCCUCUUGCUCCACCACAGCCACCUACUUUUGCACAGACCAUAGGUCAGCCUCAUGUGCCAGUCUUGGCAUCUGUACCAACCACAAACCACAUGUCGGAACACCCAUUGCCCACACAGAGUGCUGUACCUAAUAUGGCUCCCACUUUUGCAGCACAAAGUGUUCCUCAAGGACUGCUAACCAAUGCCUCAAAAAAUGACAUUGCUAAUGCAAAUGCAAGACUCAAACAGGUGCAAGGUAAAACAAUCGUUUCUCCAGAGAUGCCCAGCAUUGAAAAACCCUUAGCAGUAUACACAUCAAAAGCAACAUUUUACGAGAUAUCUAAACCUCAAUCUCUUCAAGACAUUACUGGAUUUAAUACAAACUACAAUGCCUACAAUGGGGCAUCUCUUUCAACCAUUCACAGAGAGAAAACCCCAACAUCUGACAUCAAGAAAAGUGCAACAGGUUCUUAUGAGAUACCUGGGAUUAGAGCCCCAGUAGGGCGCCCAAAAACACCUGCCUUUCAGAUCUCCAGGAAUAAAACACCAAAUUUUGAAAUAUCAAAACCUAACCCACAGCUCUUUGCUACACCUGCACCUCCUACAUUCUCUUCAGCAAUGGAUGUCCGCAGUGCAAUUAGGAGAGAACCACAGGUACCCAUAUCAUCCGUGAUCCUCAGAAAUGACACACCCACUCUACCCCCUCAGAAAAACCCAGUGCCAGAGAAAAUUGAAGUAGUUCAACAAAAUGGCAAUGCAAUUAGGAGAGAACCACAGGUACCCAUAUCAUCCGUGAUCCUCAGAAAUGACACACCCACUCUACCCCCUCAGAAAAACCCAGUGCCAGAGAAAAUUGAAGUAGUUCAACAAAAUGGCAAUGCAGUUAGGAGAGAACCACAUGCACCCAUAUCAUCCGUGAUCCUCAGAAAUGACACACCCACUCUACCCCCUCAGAAAAACCCAGUGCCAGAGAAAAUUGAAGUGGUUCAACAAAAUGGCAAUGCAGUUAGGAGAGAACCACAGGUACCCAUAUCAUCUGUGAUCCUCAGAAAUGAUACACCCACUCUACCCCCUCAGAAAAACCCUGUACCAGAGAAAAUUGAAGUGGUUCAACAAAAUGUCAAUGCAGUUAGGAGAGAACCACAGGUACCCAUAUCAUCUGUGAUCCUCAGAAAUGAUACACCCACUCUACCCCCUCAGAAAAACCCUAUGCCAGAGAAAAUUGAAGUGGUUCAACAAAAUGUCAAUGCAGUUAGGAGAGAACCACAGGUACCCAUAUCAUCUGUGAUCCUCAGAAAUGAUACACCCACUCUACCCCCUCAGAAAAACCCUAUGCCAGAGAAAAUUGAAGUGGUUCAACAAAAUGUCAAUGCAGUUAGGAGAGAACCACAGGUACCCGUAUCAUCUGUGAUCCUCAGAAAUGAUACACCCACUCUACCCCCUCAGAAAAACCCUGUACCAGAGAAAAUUGAAGUGGUUCAACAAAAUGUCAAUGCAGUUAGGAGAGAACCACAGGUACCCAUAUCAUCUGUGAUCCUCAGAAAUGAUACACCCACUCUACCCCCUCAGAAAAACCCAGUGCCAGAGAAAAUUGAAGUGGUGCAACAAAAUGGCAUUGAGGCACAGGAUUCUCACAAAGAAGCCGCUAAAGUUAUUGCAGAUGCACUGUCAAUACCCAAGAAAACAUCUGAUGUUCCUUUCAUGAAAACCAGACCUGUGGAGGCCCCACAGCUAACUGCUCCAGCCAGUGUGGAUACUCUGCCUGCUGAAGCCCCACAGGGGUAUCAAAUCCCACAAGCCCUGACAUGUGAGACAGUGGCAAAAGUGACACCCCCAAAUGAGUUUACCACACCAGCCCCUCCAGUGGCUCAGUCUGCACCUCCCCCUCAACCUGCACCUCCCCCUCAACCUGCCCCUGCUCCUCAGAUCCAGCGAACACCUCUCACACCAGUGCACUGGUCGCCAAGACCUCCUUCACGAAUCGGGAAUCAAAGACAUAAUGCUUCAACAAGUGAACUCAUUAGACCAAGGCCAAAGUCAACAUAUUACGGACUGACUCCUGUUGAGUAUGCUGCUUAUGGUGGGAUAAAGACUUAUUAUGGCCCCUCUGGGAACAAGAAUCAGGUGGGCGAGGCAGUCAAAAGUUGUCUUGAUGAUCUUCCAUCACCAAAAACAGUGUCACUGGAUACUAAAUCUUUAGAUGAGAAAAAGUCUGAGGAAAUAUCCCAACAACUAGCAGCAAGUGUGUUAAGUGAAAUACAAAGUGAAGGCAAGCAAAGUUCCUCUACAGUCCAUUUACCCAUGCCUCAAAGCUCUCCAGAGGAAACCACAGCAUCUGAUAAGACUUCGACUACAUCUAAAACACUAGCAUCUGAUGGAGCGGAGAAGGAUGUCAGUGAAGCUGUACCAGUGGAUUUAUCAGAGCAUAAUGUGGUAGUAUUACCUCAACAAACAGGCAAAGUCCAAACUCCAGAUACAGAGGCAAUUUUGGCUAGUUCAAAGAAUUCCAUAGAGAAAUCUGCUGAGGCAGUUGCUGGUAAUGGGGGUGCACCCCCAGUGAGAGAGGAACCAAUUCCUUCUUUGUUGAAAGACUCAGCAAUACAGUCAACUUCAGCCCUAACCCAUGGACAAAGUAUGCCUGCUUAUUCUUUGCCCAAAACAAAUGUUGAUUCUGUUGGUCCUGUAAAAAAUGAUCCAGUGUCAUCUUCACUGAAAGAGCCAAAAACCCAGAUGACUUCGGCCCUUAGCCAUGGACAAAGUAUGCCUGCUUAUCCUUUGCCCAUAACAAAUGCUGAUUCUGUAGGUCAACAUUCUCCACAAAAGGUAGUGAAUCCAAUGGCACAAUCUGCUUUAAACAUUGAAGAAAAAAUAUCUACAACUACUCAGUAUAUUGAAGCCAGCGAUUCUUCAUUAGUUUUAAAUUCACAGCCUCACCCAAAGACACAAGCUUUUCCAAAAACUCAGUCUGUGACAACCAAUUAUGUCGCGGACAAAAUCGAUGCCAAAUCAGUUAGCACGCUUACUACCUCAAAUGCUGCUACUACCGAGUCUAUCUCAAAAUCAACGGUGGACUCAACAGUUUGUCUAUCUCUUACAGACACUCAAGUAUCUACAACAGAAAAAACUAAUUCAGAAGCAAUUUUGAAAUCUGUAAAUUCAGAGUCAAUAAAAACACUCCCAGAAAAGGUACCAGCAGUUACAAAACCGUUAACAGAUUUGAAUUCUUCAGGUAUCUCCAACAGCAAUAAUGGCUCAGCAAAAAUGACUGUCUCCACGUCAGUGGGAGAAUCCACAAUAGGGAAGUCUGUUAUUGACACUGAAUUUGACUCUACAAAUCCAGAAGCAAUUUUGAAAUCUGCAAGUUUGGACCCAAUAAAAACACUACCUGAAAAGGUACCAUCAGUUACGAAAUCAUUAGCAGAUUUGAAUCCUUCAGUUAUCUCCAACAACAAUAAUGAAACAGCAAAAAUGAUUGUGAAUAAUACUUCAUAUUUCUUACAAGGUGGUAAACCUUCCAUCAGCCCAGCAAUCUGGCAACCACCUUCAACUUCUGUCUCUAAAACUGACACAUUAUCUAAAUCAGUGAAUUAUUCUAGAGGUCUAGCAAAUACAUAUAGUGAUAUUACAUCAGCGGUUAGAAAAUCUGCAUAUUCCUCACCAAACACUAGAAUAACUCCUACAAUUAUUAGGAGAGCUCCACUGACUCCAACCAUGGACAGAAGUGCUGCUUAUUCUCCUGUCAUGAACCUGAGAACCUCUUUAACCCCAACACUGGAAAGAAGAACCAUACCAACACCAACCUUUGACAGACGAACUAUUCCUACACCAACCUUUGACAGAAGAACUAUACCUACACCUACAUUUGAUCGAAGGACUGUGACAACUCCAGUAAUGGACAAAAGAACCAUAACGCCAACAAUGGACAGACGGACCCCUUUAACUCCAGUGUUUGACAGAAAAACAUCCACUACUCCAAUCAUGGACAGAAGAACUGUGUCUACUCCAACAAUGGAGAAGAUGACAACUCCAACAACUCCAACUAUUGACAGGAGAUCCCACACAACCCUGCCAACAGAAAAUAAGCUUUAUGCAAAAUCCACCAUGGAUAUCAGGGAGUCCGUUCAAAUGUCUACUCCAACAACGGAAAAGAUAACAACUCCAACAACUCCAACUAUUGACAAGAGAUCCCACACAACCCUGCCAACAGAAAAUAAGCUUUAUGCAAAAUCCACCAUGGAUAUCAGGGAGUCCGUUCAAAUGUCUACUCCAACAAUGGAAAAGAUAACAACUCCAACUAUUGACAGGAGGUCCCACACAACCCUGUCAACAGAAAAUAAGCUUUAUGCGAAGUCCACCAUGGAUAUCAGGGAGUCUGUUCAAAUGUCUACUCCAACAGCAGAAAAGAUAACAACUCCAACUAUUGACAAGAGAUCCCACACAACGCUGCCAACAGAAAACAUGCUUUAUGCAAAAUCCACCAUGGAUAUCAGGGAGUCCGUUCAAAUGUCUACUCCAACAAUGGAAAAGAUAACAACUCCAACAACUCCAACUAUUGACAGGAGAUCCCACACAACCCUGCCAACAGAAAAUAAGCUUUAUGCAAAAUCCACCAUGGAUAUCAGGGAGUCCGUUCAAAUGUCUACUGAACGAAAGUCCUCUGGGAUGCUUUCAGGAGACAGUAAACAAUCUGCAAAAUCCACCAUGGACAUUAGGUCCUCUGUGAUGGCAGCAAGAACUGAACAAAAAAUGACUAACAGGCCAUGGCUUUCACCAAAGGCUGAGCACAAACCCAUAUUGACAGCUGAGUCUUCCACAAGUAAUUCAGAAAAAAGUGACGUAAGCCCUUUAAGCAAAGAGUCUAUAAAGUCCUCAGUCCCCUCAUUGGAGAAUAAGGGUACAGAGAAGCAGGACAUAGAUGGAGACGGUGCCUCUGCAACCAAGUCAGAUGCUACAGUGACAGACGUAAUUGAAAAAAACUUCGAUCCAUCAAAAACCAAGUCUUCUUUGAAGCCUACAAACGACAGCAAGCCAUCCGAACAAACAUGUACCGACCCAACGCCCCCUCAAAAUCUCAAAAAUGACUCAUCAGUCCCCACCAUAGACUCAAACUUAUCCAGUAAAGGAGCAUCCGACUCUAUACAAUCAACAUCACCGCCUCCGUCUACUCCAGCACAAAACCAGUUAGCUACAAUACCACAAUUACCUCCUCCCACCACCACAACAACACAAGCAGAAGAUUUAAAAAAGGUGGUAUUGCUACCAAAACCAGCAGUCACGAUAACUAUCACACCAGCAUCUCCAAUCUUUACAGAAGAACCACAAGCUGCCGUGAUAAAAACUACCAAUACCGGAUCAAAAUCCAAUUCAUCCAAGACGGACAUAGAGCCAUCUUUUGAAAAACAACAACCUCCAGAGAUACCAGGUCAAUUUCUGACUCCAGAGAGAGCAGAAGAAGCAGCACAGCCAAGUGACAGUGAUGUCAUCGAGGAUGACUCCACAUACUCAGCAACUGUAGAACAAAAGAAGUCUGAGCCAUCACCUACACCACCAAUAGCAGACAAAAACUCAGCGCCCAGUGCGGCACCAAGCUCUGAAAUUAAGGCCAAGCCAUCUUUGAAACCCAAGGGAUUAAAAGCCAAGCUGAGUGGAUGGAACAGGCUGAAGAAGCAUAUGGUGGUUGAACCAGAGGAACCCAAGUUUCCUGAGCCUGAACCAGGGACCAAGGAUUCUGAAGGCCAUCAGAAAAAGGAAAAGGGAUGUGAAGGUAAACCUGAGAAAGCUGCAGGGGCCAAAGAUAAAAAAGAAAAACCCACAGGAAAGGAGUUGAUGAAGGAAGAAGAGGCUCCCAGGGCUCUGAAGAUGUGGGACGCUGUCCUGUUUCAAAUGUUCUCCACCAAGGAUAACAUUAUGAAACAAAUCAAUGCCCACAAGAAUGAAGGGGAGGAAACAAAAAAAGGCAAGGCGAAAGACAAAGAGAAAGAGAAAGACACAGAGGUUGACAUCCCUUCCUUUGUGUACCACCUGCCUGUUUUGCUUUACAGUCCACGCUUUGACGCUAGGAAACUAAAAGAGGCUGCUGAGAAGCCACUGAACAAAAUUGCAACCAUGUUUGAGAGGGGUCUAUUACAGCGUAAACAUCAGGGGGAGGAGCCUAAGGACUUUAACAAAACAGCAAGGGGAUUCGGUUCAUCAAAGUCAAAAACAGAUGAUGAUGAGGAGGAGGAGGAAUGAUGGUGAAAUAUUGGUUUGAGAUGUUUAUUUUUUCCACUUUCUAAAUGUAUGUGAGUCAGCGCAGUUGAUUGAAAAUAAAAUGAAAUGCUAUUGUUUGAGAAAGAAUUGUUAGAUAGAUUUUGCAGUUUUUUUUUUUUUUUUUUAAAUUAGCAGCCUUACUGUACACAUGGUGGUACAUGCUUGAGUCUGUCCAGUUUUUCAAAACUGCUUUUAAGCUGAGCUUGGGUGGGGCAGAGUGCCUGGUGCUGCGGGUGUUUCUGUGUGAAAAUAGAGCUUGUACAUUCCUGGAUUGACAGUGUGGAAGGGCAGUGCGAGAUGGACAAGUGCAGCUGCGUGAGGCAGUGACUUCAUAGGCGCAGUGGGAGGGUGGGUGGAGACCUGGGCUGCUGGUGUGCUAUAUAUAUAUUCAAGGUAUGUAUAUUAAGAAAAACCGUAAACCCUAUUGGGUUGAUUUUUUUUUUGCAAGAGAUAUAGAAGGUACAUCAUCAAUAAACCAUUAAUAAAUACGAUUACAGUUGUACAAGCUUUAAAAGUGUACAGAAGAAAAUCAUGUCAGCCAAGUUAAUGUGUUUAAACUGGGGAUCUGUUAGGGAUGGUUCUCAUUUGCAGUGGAGAGGGGGGUCAUAGAAUGUGACAGAGGGUUUAUUGGAUAACUAGCCAAUGUAGUUUGACUUGAGGAAGUAAGGUGGAUUAGAGACCAUUGAUGGUUGAGGUGCUUAGUGCAUACUGUAGGUGGCAUUUUGUUUUGAGAUCCUGGGGAGAGAUCCUGGAAUGCUCUGAUGGUACAGAAUGGUUUGGUGUUUCAUAAUAUGACUUACUACAGGUGUUUUCAACUGAUGGAAUUCUAUGGCUUUGAGGGCACUGCCUAAAAAUGCUGUCUUUGUCGGCAAGAGCGAUGCAUUGAGGUAUUUUUCAGCAACUUUGUUUUUUGAGUUUUAUUUUGACUUGUGCUGACUUGCAUGUUUCAGAUAAAAGGAUAGUGAGAUUAAGUGGAAGAGUUUUUUUAUUUAAAAAAUGUUGAGGAUUGUAUUCGCUUUUUGAUGGAUUGAUUAAAGUCAUUUUGGACAUUUUGUUUCAACAA
Messenger RNA from Engraulis encrasicolus (European anchovy), 9043 nucleotides. Its product is annotated as mucin-2-like. The transcript has 3 exons. The record is from RefSeq and is a predicted model, not a curated record. NCBI's taxonomy places the organism in Eukaryota, Metazoa, Chordata, Actinopteri, Clupeiformes, Engraulidae. Bases 316 to 7962 code for a protein of 2548 amino acids.